AUGCCCCUUCCAUCCUCGUGCGACGUCCUAGUUGCAGGGAGCGGCAACGCCGGCUUCAGCGCAGCAGUAGCCGCCAAACAAGCAGGCGCAAAACACGUCAUCCUAAUCGACAAAGCGCCCGAAGAAUGGGCCGGCGGCAACACCUUUUUCACCGCAGGAGCCUAUCGUACCGCUCACAACGGCGCUGCUGAUUUGCUUCCUCUGGUCAACAACGUCGACGAAGAAACCGCAAAAAGAAUCGAUUUGGAACCGUACACCGCACAAGACUUUGCGAAUGAUUUGCAACGCGUUUGUAAAGGGCGCUCUGACCCGGAUAUCAGUAAAGUGCUAGUGGAGAACUCGUUUGCGACGAUUCAGUGGUUGAAGCAGAAUGGGAUCCGGUUUCAGCUUUCGUUUAAUCGGCAGGCGUAUGAGGUGGAUGGGCGGCUGAAGUUUUGGGGUGGGAUGGCGCUUAAGACGGAAGAUGGUGGGAAGGGGCUUAUUGAGGACCAUAAAGCUAAUGCGCGGCGACAUGGCGUCAAAAGUUAUUAUUCUACUGCUUUGGAACGGCUAGUGACGAAUCCUGACACCGGAGCGGUUGAGGGUAUCGUCGUGCGGUAUGAGGGCAAGACAGCGACUAUCAGAGCAGGGGCAGUGGUUCUCGCUGCCGGCGGAUUUGAGAGUAACUCUCGCAUGCGCACUCAAUACCUGGGACCUGGUUGGGAUCUGGCCAAAGUGCGUGGAACUCCUUACAAUACCGGAGAUGCGUUGGAAACUGCCAUUCGAGACGUCAAGGCAAAGCAGGUCGGAAAUUGGUCUGGUUGCCAUUCCGUAGCCUGGGACGCUAAUGCGCCGGCUCAUGAAGGAGACAGAAUUGCAUCAAACGAGUUCACAAAGUCUGGAUAUCCACUUGGUCUCAUGUUCAAUAACAAUGGAGAACGUUUUGUGGACGAGGGAGUUGACUUGCGUAACUAUACAUAUGCGAAGUUUGGUCGUGCGAUCCUCAAUCAACCUAACCAAAGCGCGUUUCAAAUCUGGGAUCAGCGGGCGAUUCCUAUGCUUAGAUCGGAAGAGUAUCGCCCAGAGCGUGUGCGCCAAAUUAUUGCCAAUACUAUUCCCGAGCUUGCCGAUAAACUGGUUGAAUUGGGGCUCGAGAAUCGGCAAGCAUUUAUCGACAAUAUGAACAAAUACAACAAGGCAGUCUACGCUUUCCAGAAGGAGAACCCAAAACAGAAAUGGGACCCUUCAAUCCGCGAUGGUGUUUCUACCCAGUCCAAAGCGAUACAGUUGCCAUUGGCAAAGAGUAAUUGGGCACUACCCUUGGAUAAGGGCCCCUUCAUGGCUGUUCACGUCACGUGCGGAAUAACAUUUACAUUCGGAGGCCUCGCUGUUAAUCCGCAGACAGCGCAGGUUAUUUCUUCAGUCACAGAAAAAGGUAUCGAGAACUUGUAUUGCUGUGGUGAGAUGCUUGGUGGUCUGUUCUAUGACAAUUACCCGGGCGGUAGUGGUUUAACGUCGGGUGCUGUGUUUGGUAGACGGGCUGGCACAGCUGCAGCAAGAACGGCGGCUGAGAAUGCAAGAAAUGGAACUGUUGACAGUAGAGCGAGAUUGUAA
Talaromyces amestolkiae is the source of this 1593-nucleotide messenger RNA. RefSeq lists its product as uncharacterized. Lineage: Eukaryota; Fungi; Ascomycota; Eurotiomycetes; Eurotiales; Trichocomaceae. Bases 1 to 1593 code for a protein of 530 amino acids. The transcript has a single exon. The record is from RefSeq and is a predicted model, not a curated record.